Molecule: messenger RNA, 487 nt
Organism: Lethenteron reissneri (Far Eastern brook lamprey)
Lineage: Eukaryota; Metazoa; Chordata; Hyperoartia; Petromyzontiformes; Petromyzontidae
Product: ribosome biogenesis protein BRX1 homolog
Biological process (GO): rRNA processing; ribosomal large subunit assembly
Cellular component (GO): nucleolus
Molecular function (GO): rRNA binding
Source: RefSeq, a predicted model, not a curated record
GGCAUCUUUGUCUUUGUAGAUUGUGGAGGAGGACGGACAGCUCGUGGAGAUGGGACCCCGCUUCGUCCUGCAACUCAUCCGUCUCUUCCAGGGCAGCUUCGGGGGCCCCACGCUGUACGAGAACAGCCACUACCUCUCCCCCAACACGCACCGUCGCCAGCUGCGCCAGCAGCAGACGGCGGCGCUGCGGGAGAAGCUGCAGCAGAAGCAGCAGGAGCAGCAGGAGGGCGGACCCCGCGACGACCUCCGCGCCUUCCCCGAAGACCCCACCGAGGGCGUCUUCGUAGGCCCGCCUGCGCCCGCGCGACCCGCGGCAACGGCGGCUGCCGACGGCGACGACGACGGUCGUCCCCGCAGGCCGCCGGCGCACGACACAUCCCCCCGGGGCACAAGAAGAAGGGAGCGAAGCCGCUCAAGAGGAGCCGCUGGGCGAUGGAGAAACGCAGCAGGAUGGGGGCGGCCGGGCGGGCGACAGAACAAAGUUUAG